GGAGAGCGAGUGUUCGGUCGCGUGCUGAUUUUUUCUAGCAAGAAAAAGUUGUGCUGUUACUUGUCCGAUUAAUUUUCAAGUGAAAAAACAAAUCCCGCUGUUAAAAUUACGAAGUAUGACUUCGAGAUUAUUGAAUUUAUUGUUUGCGGUGAAUGUGGUGACGAAAACUGCCUGCUACAAAUUCUCCAAUCAUCAUUAGCGAUUGAAAGGACUCGACCAUUUUUUCGUUUUCUUUUUUGGAGUCUGCCAGAAAUGUGAAUGUAUGCGAAAGCAAGAGAAACGUGAGAGAGAGAGAGAGGAAAGCGCUCCAUAAACGCGUCAUCAAAACAAAACAGAGAAGUGCAUGAUCUGUCAAAAUUGAAAACUGACGGAGCUUUCUCUCAUCUUGUUCUUUAGUCCAUUUCUCGUACGGGUUCCAGAUUAUUUUAUAAUUCGUGCAUAAUACAAAAGUUCAGUUAUUCGCUUGAAACGAAAAUGUGGUUGUUUUUUGUAUGAGUUGCAAAGCCAGCGAAAGGAGAAACCAAAGAGUACUGUUUUGCAAUGAAAAUGUUCUCACCAGAAACUGACAUCACUUUUUUGCACACUCCGGUCGAUCGACCUUCAUUCUGACUCGACGGCUGCCUAGAAGGUUUGUGUAACUCAUCGAGCAGUACGGAAAUCAAUUCCAUAACUGUUCGCCAGAUUGUUGACUCGAAGACGGUCGGAAAAGCGUAAGUGAAUCAUCAUUCAGUAACCGGAUGGCGCUGUAGAUUCGCGAGCUGGAAUGAGCACCGCCAGGCCCCGUCUGGUGUCCACCUCGUUGCGCAAAAAAAUACAGCCUUCGUCGCCAGUGAAAAGGGUGAAAAGUUGCAACGAAGUAGAGGAACCGUCAUCUCCCCCUCUUCCGCAGUCGUCGGAAAUGGCUGAACCAGGCGGAACCGGUUCCGGCGAGGAUGUGACCGAGGAAGUUCUCCCCGAGCAGCAGCCACCAGGCAAAUUCACCGAAGCCGACCUGCAAGCUAUCAAACUAACAAGCGACACUCUGAAGCGCAAUCCAAAAAUGGACUUCAGCAAAACCGAUCUGCUGAAGCUGCUAAGCUAUCUGGAGGGAGAACUGCAAGCCCGGGACGUGGUGAUAGCCGUGCUGAAAACGGAGAAAGUUAAACAGCUGCUCAAUACCACCCGGUACAGUAAGUCCGCCAAUUUGAACGACCCCCACGCGGCCCUGUACCGGGACAAUCUGGCAUCCAGCGGUACUAUUGCCAGCCGGCAGUCGUCGAUUCAGGCGGCCUACUCCGAGCACGAGAUGCGAUUGCUAAACGAUCAGCGCGUGGGUGUGAAGGAUCAAAUGGACUCGCUGGCUGCGCUGGUGAUGCAGCAGAGACAAACGCAGGCUAAGAUGGUCGAGGUUCUCAAGGAUGCCGAAGAGCGGUACAAGCAUGUCGUGCAGGAAUUGGAAGACGAGCGGCGGAAGCAUGAGCAUACUACCGCCCAGGGGGAUGAUAUUACGUACGGGUUGGAGAUCGAGCGUUCGCGCUUGAAACAAGAAUUGGAGCACGAGAGGGAACAACGCAAGGUGCUAGAGUUGGAGGUGAAAAAGAUCGAAGAACAAUUCGAUGCUGAGAAAAAUCGACAAAAGCAAAUCGUUCUGUUACUGCUGGCUGAGCGCAAGAAGAUAAUCAUUAAGUAUAUAGAGGAACGCAAGAGAAGUGAGGAUUUAGCGCAGAUUUUGUCGGAGGAAAAGAUGCGGGUCGAUACGAUUGCCGAGGGGCUGGAGGAGGAAAGUAAGAAAUCCCUCCGAAUGGAGGCAGAGCUAGAAACCCAAACGCAGCAGUACGAUUUAGAACGAAAGAUGCUUCACCAGAGUUUAGCGAAGGAUGAGAGAAGAAUAAAAGAACAGGAAAUAGAGAUACAGCAACUUAAAACCGAACUGGAUCUUUUGCGGAAACAAACUGGGAUACGUCAUCCGAUUGUUGCUCCCCAGCUUCCUACCAAACCAGGGGGACUGAUGCCGUCUAGACCAUCGAUGGGAGGUAUAAUUCCCGAUGUAGACAGUGUAGCUCUCGCCGCAUCUGGUUCCGCGGUUUGCUCUCCUGCUGCCGGAUCUGCUCAUGCUGCUGCUGCCGCUGCCGCCGCCUCCGCAAUGAUUAGUAGUGUAGCCACGAAAGUGGUCCAGCCUACUGCCACUGUGUCUAGCGUUCCCGUUUCCGGACCAACCACCGGAAUCGCCCGUUCAGUGUCCCCUGGUCAACUGAUCCGCCAGACAGCAAUCUCGCAGCUAUCGAUUACGUCGCCCCCGAUUGGGUCGGGUCCGGGUUCGAACUCUGCGCCGGUCGCACCAUCACCCGAGACCUACGCCAACGCCACACCGGGCAAGAUGGCAACCGUUAGAAAAGCAUCGUCAUCGCCAGCUGGAAGUCCUGCUGGUAUUGGAUUCUCAGCCGGAAUGGGGGGCACAGCGACUACUCUCAAGAAGACAAUAAUUCCACCAGUCGGAGGACGUGGCGUCCCGCCUCCGAUUCCACCUAACAAACCGCAAAUUCCGCCGAAACUGUCAGCCACGUCGGCAGCAGCAGCUGUUGCCGCCGCGGCCGUAUCAUCCCGCAUACCAUUCUUGAGCAAUAGUAAUCACACCGGCAACAGCAACAGCAUCAUCAACAUUAGUAAUAGUCUAGCCAAUAGCAGUACCACCAUCGGCUCAUCGCUUCCAUCGCCAUCGUCCGUGUCCUCACCACUAUCAUCAUUAUCAUCACCAUCACCAUCCUCUUGUUCAUCUUCCACCAAUAGCGCUAGCAGUACAUCGGUCGCGCCCCCGGGGCUCACCGCCGUCAGUGGAAGUGUACCGCCCACAAAUAAUCUUAUCGCAUCUUCAACAGUUGCCAACAAUGCCACUGCUGGAACAACAACAGCAGCAGCAGCAACCAACUCCCCAGCCGUUGCCACAGCUUCUCCGGCUGUCGCCGUCUCAGCCGCCGCCGCAGCAGCAUCACAAAAUUCUCCGGCGUCAGCCGCAUCUGCAUUCGUUUCAACCGCAGCAGAAAUACUGACAAACAUCGGUUGCGAAGGUGGGAUAGUGUAAAAUCGCUAUUGUUCCCUCCACAUCACACUAGGCGCGGGCCAUUACUAUACCAGUCAGCCACCACCACCAGUGAAUCACAUAACAAACACCCGAAAAUUAUUGAUCACCAACUAAUCAUAAAUUUCACGCCUUUCGCGCUUCUAUUCAGAAAGGUACCAUUAAUUGACAAGAUUUUUUCCGAAUAUUCUGUAAUCUAUAUUACAGGAUUGCUGUUAUUUUGACAUUGUGAAUAAGAAUUUUUUCGCGCUGUUAAGAAUAAAAUGCUGAUGCAAGAUGCAUCUCAAUUUGAAUCUGAAUGGAAGCGCGCCUCGUGUGGGCACAGUCACCACCAUCUUCAAGUAGCGAUUAGCCUCAGCAUCACACUUAACCACACAUCAUCACCUACACAAUAGCUUCUCCGUUUGCUGCAGUCAGUAGACAAUUAAGAUUUAACGAUCCAGUCGAACGUAUUAUAUUGGAACAUUCUCUUUUCUUCUUAUUUUAAGUGACUAUUUCGUUUGUUUCGUAUGAUACUAUCAUUUGUGUAAGCCGCUCGGAAAGUGUAUCUGCUUGAUAUUGUGUUGGCUCUAGGACGAAAUUUACCAAAAAAUUGAUGACUUCAUCUUUGAAACAAUAUUUGCAGCUUAAGAUAAAAUUAAGAACAGAAAUGGACGAUAAGUUUUUUUUUGAGAUAGCGUUGGAGGUAUUUUAUUUCGUUAACAGCAUAUUGCGUAAUUUUGUUGUUUAAUUUGAAAUUCUUCAAUCUUAGGGCAGACAAAAAAACUCCGUCAAAUGUUUGUUAUUUUUUAUCGCUUUACUAUUUCUAUCGCUAAUGUUUCUAACCGCAUAUGAUCAGAGCAAAAGUUAUGAUUGUAGGCGCCCCAAAAUCCCCUGAAACCUUCAGUUGUGCUUUGACAAAAAAUGGCCAGAAAUUUUUGAAAAUUCUUACGUAUUUGUCACCUCUUGGUACUUAGCAGAGCGGGUCGCGAAACCGAAAAGGUAGGGAACCACUGCUUCAGUAAAUACGCAAUGCAACACAACCCUCUUAUUUUGAUGUAGGACUAUACGUCUUACCGCACUAUAUCGGGCUACAUUCAGCGGAAAUUAAAAUCAAGGUGUAACUUCGGAAUGAAUAAUAUUUCAAACGGUAAUAAAUACUUGCGAACCACAUAAUGAAUUACAAAAAUAGGUCGUGAAUUAUUGAAAAAAGAUAGACAUUUUUUUAAUACUUCAGUUAUCAUUGUUACGUCAUUGUUCAGUAGUGGAAAUUGAUGAAAUAAUUUCAAAGUCUUAUUUUCACAAACAACGAAUCAAUUACGUGCGAGAACGCCUGGUACAGAAUUCAUGAGUAAACAAUAACUGCCUACUGUGAUAUCCUGUGUACAGGGUGAUGAAAAAUUAUGCAUGUUCAACUUUAUUCUUUCAAUAUUAAACAACAUUAGCAUUGGUUUGUAAUAUUAACAUCACAUAGUUUGUAAUAUUUACAUCACGGAUUCGAAAUGUCCACCCUUGGCUUCAACGCACGCCUUCAAUCGUUUAGGGAAAUUAUCGACGAUGGACGAUAGUUCUUCUACAGAUAUGGCAUCCCAGGCUUAGGUUAGACUAGCUUUCAAAUGAUCCAAUGAUUUGUGUGGGCUCUGGAUUCAAGGAUGCGAUGAAGCCCAAUCUUGUUGUAAUGCCCAUUUAGUUUUACCGAAAUGUACACGUGCCCAAGGUGCCACUGUGUCGUUUCAAAGCUUUUGGUAAACAAAUUAAUUGUUUUUUACACCCUUUUCAAUGAAUAGUUUACCGGAGUUUUACCGGUAGCCGUAAUUCCCGUCCAAACCAUCGCCGACACUGGAUGAUGAAAUCGAGCUACGUUCAUACGCUUAGAAGAGCCUUUAGGCAAAAGCUGACGGUCAUUUUGGUGGUUUUGAAACUGCUCCACAGUGAAAAUUUUCCAGAUUCAAAAGUAGUUUCCUGAAAGGGCGUAUGCAUGGUGGCAUAGGUUUUAUUCAAAGCAUUGUAGCCUAGAAACCUUUAGUUGUAUAGAAAAACUGCCUGAGAAUGAAUUGUAGGAAAUUAAAUUGCUCUGCAAAAAAAAAAAUAUCGUGUAGAAAAAAAAUUAAAAAAAAAGAAGGAAAAAAAUCUAGUUUUAGUAAAUUAAAGUUGUUAGUUUGUAAUUUAUUCCAAUCGAAAAAAAAAAUAUAUAUAAAAAAACAACUUCAAUUUACUAAAACUUAAUUAUUUUCAGUUUUCUCUGUUUGUGAUUGUUUUUCAGUUUUCUCUGAUAUUCCCCUGAUCAAAAAAUGAAUUCCCUGUCUAUACAACUAAAGAUUUCUGAGCUACAAUGUUUUGAAUAGAGCCUAUGUCAAAAUGCGUACGCCUUUUUAGCAAACUAACAUCAAGUCUAAAGAAUUUCCUCAAUUUGCUAAGGUCCAAUGCAUAUGAAAAGUUGUGUUCAAAUAAAAAAUUGUCGAUACUCGAAGCAGGGCCGGAUUUAGGCGCUGGGGGGCCUGAGACAAACUUGUUUGUGAGGCCCUCUUUUCUUAAAACAUUUAGAGGUAACGUUCUGGAAGGUGACGAGCAAUAAAAAAGGUCGCCUUGGGAUUAGGGGGGCCCUUUGAAUCGGAAAGCCCGGGGCAUUUGCCCCCCCCCCCACCAAUCCAGGCCUGAUUCGAAGAAUGAUUAUUUGCUGAUUGUCAUUUGCCAUAGAAACGCUCAGCAUAACCUCUUUUUUCGAUUUAUUGAUUAUUUUUAUUCUUUCCCUUUACUGCUUGGUAGUAAAAAGCGCUACGCUGAAAAAAGUUUAAUCCGAAAACUUCAUGAGCUGUCAUCUGUUUUCGUUUUUAUUAUGACGUCAUGUGAUCUAUUGCAUUGCUAGACUAGACUAUUUUGAUGUCUCGAAGGUAAAUCUUUGUCGAGAGGUUCGUCGUCAGACUAUUUAAUUAUCUGUUUUAGAAUGCUAUUGAAACUGAUGUCUUGAUGGCUUAAAAAAUUCAAGAUCGAAAAUUCCAUGAACUAUCUGUGCUUUUUUCAUCCGGUAAUAUAUUGACCGCUUUGAGGCCCGACUUCCCUUAGUCCGAUUGAGCUGGAAUUUCGGUUAGAGACUUUUUCAUGAAGACGAAACUAUUAAGCUCCCAUGCCAAACGAAGAUUUGAAGAGCCGAUUUCCAUCGGCACCCAACAGUUUAUGUCAUGCGACAAACAACAAUUCGACAACAAUUGUUGUUCUCGAGUUGACCAUUGACUGAGCUACGCAGCACGUGCGUUGCACAGUAAGUGGUAUCGCUGAUGAUAGCAGGAAAACACUUAAUCCUAUAGGUUGAUCUAUCGUAUUCUCUUUUCAAUAUUCUCCCGCACUCAUAUGCCGGUACAACACAACACAUAUUGAGAAUGAGUGACGUAAGCGCGCCAAACCACUGUUUUUCUAGUCCCGUUCUACUACAUGUUAUUCAUUCAUUUAGGUAGCUCUCACUCAACCUGCUACUCUUUUUAAUAUUUCCAAAAUUCAAUUUUUUUAUCGUUGUUAACUAAGUAAGCUUGUCAGUUCGCGACUUUUUCGCCAGAAAUUUGCCUGAAUGCGAUUUCAGUUGGCUGGCAUUGCUAGCCGAAAGGCUGUGUGUUUGAAAUAAUCUGGGCCAUGCGCGAUCUAUGGUUAGUUUCUUGAAUGUAUGAACAAAUAUCAGUUUUCCAAGGAAAAAAUCAUAAACGGUAACAGCGCAUAUUUAUUGAAAGGAAAUUCAGUAAACAGACUUUACGAAAGAGGGUUAUUCGAACGGCUUAUUCAAUGAUAGUAUUUUAGAUCUUUUGUUUUCAAGUUCUAGCUUCUGAUAUGUUCCCGUGAAACGAUUCCCUCUAACUCGACUUCACUCAUUUUUGGCCAGUUGAAAUUUGCAUUUCAAAAACUACAAAACAAUAAAAAAAACUUAAUAUUCUGUGACGGUGCUGUUGAAACGGAUGUGGACACGGGAGCUAGAUUUUGUUCGCAACUGUAUAAGCAAUACUCAUCCUCUCAGUAGAGCAAGCUUUCGGUGUGUUUUCAGUGUGUGUGUUCGUGUACCAUUUUUUGAUUCAUACACUAACCGAAAACGAGGCGCCGUUCCAUUCCCAUGGCUUUCUAAUAUUUUCAUUUUUUUGGAGUGUUCCUUCUUGCUGCCAGUGAUACUAACUAAAAAAACAAAACAAUCCGUGUGGCCAGAUGGUGUACGACGGCAAUGUGACGGCAUUUCGUUCGAAUUAAUCUCAUGGAUCAUUCCACGCAUUUUUGUCAUCCCGUUCCAAUCAUCGAUCAUUUAAAUUGUGCGGCUAGUUUCAAGUAAAGAGUAACUGAUAAAUAAAGCAAUCUGUAACGGCUCGGCUGUCAUUGCACGUACUUCUAUUUGAAGUUUCAACAGUUGUAUCUGCUAGCAGCUAUCGAUUUGAUCCCUGGUGUUUUGUGGACGUGAAGAGUAACUAAUUAGGAAAUAGGGUUCAUAGCAAAUAUACUAUAAAAAAAUAUAACUGUUAUAAUCAAAAAACGAACAACUCAAAAAUCAUAUUAGAAUAACUACUAUACGCUUCAAUGGAACAAAGAGCAACUGCUGCAAGGGUAUUUUUGGGGAAAGAGAUAGUUCAGCGUGAUGCCUGUUUUCAAACCGAUCACAGACCGAUCAAAAGCAAUAGCUCUCUUCUCUCCGUUGUUUAAACAUAAACAUGUUGACCGACGACCACCAGAAUUCCUUUCUGUGCGAUAGGCUUAUUUUCAUAAUGUUACAUAAAUCACUACUUCAAAGCAGCCCUCUAGCCAUUAGUGUUCUUUUCCUGCGCGAAAACUUCUAUCUCUCCAGGUAAACAAAAAUCCACAGAACAGUUGAGCGUCGUACAUAGUAGGCGUAUGAAAUAGUCCGAACAUGGUUAACCAGUGCAUGUAAAUGUAAGCAAGAAAGUUGAUAUUCUCCGUAGUAGGCCAGCUGUGAUUUGGUUAAGUAUACAUAAUUUAGACUGCUAAGGUUAUUGAACUCACCAGCUCUGGUGAUAGAAAUAACUAGAGUUCCACCACGAACUGUCUUGAAUGAACUAUUUUAUUUAGCUAGAGUACAUGGAUUUUAGUUAGGUUUGGUAAUUUUUCUAGUGUUAUUCUAGAGCGCUGCGAUUUUAGUUAAUAUCUGAAAACAAUCACAGUUAUCACUAAAGAAAAUAAAGAAAAUAGAGUAACAUACAUCCAAAACGAAAAUAUGCAUUGAUUAAAUACGCUAAUAGCAGAUAAGAUAGAAGAAUCAACUGUUGAGAAAUACUUAGCUCGCCGGUUUUCGCGUUUUACAGUUUUUUUUUAAUGUAACCAAUCGGACGUUUUAAUUUCCUGCAAAUUGCAAUGUGCUAUAAAAUGGCAGUAAUCAUGCCACAGAAAUUCAAUAGUAUUAUAGUUGUGCAUUUCCACGAUGUGGCCAUGUUUUGCUUUCUGUAUACACGCAUACACAUUAAGGUUUAGGAUUAGUUUGCUUUUGCGGCAAUUUUAUUUUCGAAUUUUUGAUUCCGGUUAAUGAUAAAAAAAAAGUUUCAAUGCGAGCAAAGUUUUCCGUGGUGUAACCUAAUUAGAAACAAAAAGAUAAAAAAUAAAAAAAUAAAUGAAGUCUAGUUUCAUUUCCUGCAAGGGUCCUUCGUAUAAUAAUAAUAUUAAUAAUCAAAUAAUACGCCGAGUCCAAAACUACAGUGUUGAAACAUUUGAACAUACUAAUGGAAUAUAGUUCAUACGAAUAUGCAGCAGAAUAGAAGCAUGCUGAUAUGCACGUGGGUGUGCAUUAAUAUGUAAAACAACAGAGUUACUUACUGAUACACACACAUACCGAGAACGGUAACAAGUUGAGUUGGCAACAUGUAAUGCUGGAAUGCCAAUUCUGUUUCCAGACAGUACCAGAAACUAACCUAUCUAGAGACUUGCAAGAAAUAUAUAUUUAAUUAA
Messenger RNA from Wyeomyia smithii (pitcher-plant mosquito), 8956 nucleotides. RefSeq names its product CTTNBP2 N-terminal-like protein (gene Naus). Lineage: Eukaryota; Metazoa; Arthropoda; Insecta; Diptera; Culicidae. Bases 764 to 3058 code for a protein of 764 amino acids. The record is from RefSeq and is a predicted model, not a curated record. The transcript is spliced from 6 exons.